UAUAAUCUAGUGGACGGUUCUUCAUAAACAGCUCGUCAACCACCUCGGUAGCUUGCUAGCCAACAUUCCCGAAAGAUUCAAGCUAUUUAGACGCUUUCGGUGUAUAUUAGCUACUGUGUUUUAGCCACACUUCUGUCGUAUCUACUUGUUAACCUAUUUAAUUUAAUAUUACGUUAUUUGUUAUUAGUCAGCUAUAGUAGCUGGCUGGUUAAGUUAGCACUAGGCUAGUCGCUAAUGAUAGCUAGCUAGCUAACAUCCCCGAACAUGAGCUCCCUAAACUACUCCCCUCUUGUUAAAGAAGAGGAGGUCUGCUGGACGGAGAAAGGAGGUCUGUGGCUGAACGUUGUCGUGAAAGAGGAGGAGGAAGAGGAGGAUGUCACAGUAAAACAAGAAGUAGAGGGUGAGGCUGUUACAGUGAAAGAAGAAGAGAAAGACGUUUCAGUGAAAGAAGAGGAAGACGCGUUCAGAGUUAAAGAGCAGGAAGAUGAGAAAGAGGAGGAUGUCGUUUUUGGUGUGAAAGAAGAGGUUGGAGAUCCGUUUAACACCAGAGAAAGACCAGACUCUCCCUCUGACAGCAGGAAGAGUCCUUCAGGGGAACCAGACCCAGAGAUGCCCAAACCAGCCAAAGGAUAUCACUGCUCCCACUGCGGAAAGAGUUUUACUAAGUUACGAAACCUAAAAGAGCAUGAGAGGACACACACAGGAGAAAAGCCUUUCCAAUGUUCCCAGUGUGGAAGGAGUUUUAGUCAGUUAGGGAGCCUGAAAAUACAUAAGAGAAUACACUCUGGAGAGAAGCCUUACCGCUGCUCCCACUGUGGAAUUACUUUUACCUGGUUAGGAAGCCUGAAGUCACAUGAGAGAAUACACACAGAAGAAAAGUCCUACCACUGUUCCCACUGUGGAAAGAGUUUUAGGUGGUUAGAAGGCCUGACAAAGCAUGAGAGGACACACACAGGAGAAAAGCCCUACCAAUGCUCCCACUGUGGAAAGAGUUUUACUCAGUUGGGGAACCUGAAAUCACAUCAGAGGAUACAUACACAGGAGGAGAAGACAUACCACUGCUCUCAUUGUGAGAAGACAUUUUCCCAGUCAGAGGACCUGAAAUCACAUGAGAGAAUAGAGAGGCUGUGUUCUGACUUAUGUUUUUGACUGAGAAUUAGUGUUUUUGUUCAUGCCAAAUGAAAUCGUAUUGUUUAUAUGAAAUCAUUAAAAAAACACCUUUACUUUUUUUUUUUUUUUUUUUUUAUCUGGAGACCUGAUCAUGUCUAAAAUCAGAUAAAAUAUUUUAAAAUAUGUAUUUUUUUUCUUCUUAUUAGCCUCGAUUGAUUGGAUGCAAAAUGUCAACCCUAUGAUGUUGUUCACUAUAUUAUUUGCAAAAUGUAAAUUAUUAUAUAAGUAAGUAGCCUUCUAGAACAGCUCAUAGAAACAGGAGCCUUGUCUUGUAUGAUCCAGAACGUCUGUCUGACAUUGUGAGAGUAAUAAGGAAAAUAUUUUUAGUUUUCAUUGUAUUUCCAUAUCUUGACAGGCUAUACAUAAUUUGACCGCAUCACUGCAUUUCUAACGAUUACAAUCUGUAUAAAGUCCAGUAAUUUGUUACAUUAGAGGCACGUGUGAAAGGUAAUCCAUUCUGUAAAUACUGUUAAAAGACUAAGAGAUAAUACAUUUUGAAAUGGAAGGAGAGAUGUCUGAUCUGCUCUGUUGGAACAUUUUGCCACACUGCCAUAGACGCCAUCACACAACAGGUUGAAGUCAAAGAGGGGUUUCUUUGACAUGAUGUCAUCAAUGGGUUCCCAAAUAUGAGCAGAAGAUGCUGCUGAAUGUGUGGCCAUGACUCACGACUCAUUCAGUUCUGCAGAACAGCAGUGUGUUGUCUAUACCCUUACAGGAGGAAGCUGUUGAGGGUGGAUGGCUUAUUGGGGAGUGUUGUCUACUCAUUCAACGUAUAUUUACCUUCUUGCUAAAGCAACUUGAGUUAUAAUAGUCCUCUCUCUGUGUUCUUACUGGUUAAUCUCUCUGUGUUCUUAUUGGUUAAUCUCUCUGUGUUCUUACUGGUUAAUCUCUCUGUGUUCUUAUUGGUUAAUCUCUCUGUGUUCUUAUUGGUUAAUCUCUCUGUGUUCUAAUGGGUUAAUCUCUCUGUGUUCUUAUUGGUUAAUCUCUCUGUGUUCUUACUGGUUAAUCUCUCUGUGUUCUUAUUGGUUAAUCUCUCUGUGUUCUUAUUGGUUAAUCUCUCUGUGUUCUUAUUGGUUAAUCUCUCUGUGUUCUUAUUGGUUAAUCUCUCUGUGUUCUUACUGGUUAAUCUCUCUGUGUUUUUAUUGGUUAAUCUCUCUGUGUUCUUAUUGGUUAAUCUCUCUGUGUUCUUAUUGGUUAAUCUCUCUGUGUUCUUAUUGGUUAAUCUCUCUGUGUUCUUAAGCCACAACGGAGACAAAUUAAAGCUGUACUCAAGUUGUAAUCAAACUUUGACACGAGCACCUCUAUUUCAGUCUCUGAAAAGUUUUAUUUUUUCAUCGCUUUUUUUGUUGUUGAUUGUGUCAUAUUUCAUGGUACGGUGUUGUAUAUUUUCCCCGUGGGCUUUAUCAAAGGGAUGAUUUUGACCAUAUAUGGUUAAUUAGGGGCAUUUCGAAAUGCAAAUAGCCAAGGUGGUGCACCAGCACUGACGCUCAGAACAAUUUGUAUUUUAUUAAUGGUUAUCUCCUACCAGUGUGCUGUGACACUCGUAGGGUUGUUUGACAAAUCACACCUUUUCUAUGCCUACAAACAUUCUAAAUUCCAUUCGAAAGUAGUAUUUGGAAUAUAUAUAUAUAUAUAAUAUAUAUAAUAGUUUCUACACAAUAUUGAUACAUGAGGCUCCAGGACUCUUCGCUGGCCACUCCAAAAUAGAACACUCCAGAACAGAACACUCCAGAACAGAACACUCCAGAACAGAACACUCCAGAACAGAAGACUCCAGAACAGAACACUCCAGAUUUGAUUUGAGUUCAGGGUUGUUGUCCUGCUGGAAGACCUACAACCUUCAACAGAGACACAGACGUCAAUUCAAUGUCUAGCAACUGGAACGAGCUGCAGAAAACAGUAAAACUGGACAGUUUUAUAUCUUCAUUCAAAGACUCAAUCAUGGACACUCUUACUGACAGUUGAGGCUGCUUCGUGUGAUGUAUUGCUGUCUCUACCUUUGUGCUGUUGUCUCGGCCCAAUAAUGUUUGUACCAUGUUUUGUGCUGCUGCCAUGUUGUGCUGCUGCCAUGUUGUGUUGUCAUGUGUUGCUGCCUUGCUAUGUUGUUGUCUUAGGUCUCUUUAUGUAGUGUGGUGUCUCUCUUGUCGUGAUGUGUGUUUUAUCCUAUAUUUGUAUUCAUUUUUAAUCCUAGUCCCCGUCCCCGCAGGAGGGCUUUUGCCUUCUGGUGGGCCUUCAUUGUAAAUAAGAAUUUAUUCUUAACUGACUUGCCUAGUUAAAUAAAGGUUAAAAAACACACUCUA
This is a messenger RNA of Salvelinus fontinalis (brook trout), 3470 nucleotides long. RefSeq names its product zinc finger protein 239-like. Lineage: Eukaryota; Metazoa; Chordata; Actinopteri; Salmoniformes; Salmonidae. The record is from RefSeq and is a predicted model, not a curated record. Bases 265 to 1149 code for a protein of 294 amino acids. Gene Ontology annotation, cellular component: nucleus. The transcript has 2 exons.